GUUUGGUCUGGAGCAGCUGAAACCGGUUUGAGCGGAGGCGCUUCCGACGCUCGGCGCUGCCGCGGGCCGCCGGGAGGCGCGCUGCUGAGGCGCGCGGGUGUCAGGUCCUCGGCCCGGCCUCGCUCCCGGGCGCGGAGGCGCGGAGGCGCUGGCCACCGACGGCAGCAAGAAUCCUAAAAUCCAUCAGAAUGACGCCUUCUCAGGUUACCUUUGAAAUACGAGGCUCUCUCUUACCAGGAGAAGUUUUUGCAAUAUGUGGAAGCUGUAAUGCAUUGGGAAACUGGAAUCCUCAAAAUGCUGUGGCUCUUCUGGACAGUGAGACAGGUGACAGCACAUUAUGGAAAGCAACCAUUGUACUUACUAGAGGAGUAUCCAUUCAGUAUCGCUACUUCAAAGGGUACUUCUUAGAACCAAAGACUAUCGGUGGUCCAUGUCAAGUCAUAGUUCACAAGUGGGAGACUCAUCUACAACCACGAUCAAUAACCCCUUUAGAAAAUGAAAUUAUUAUUGACGAUGGACAAUUUGGAAUCCACAAUGGUGUUGAAACUCUGGAUUGUGGGUGGCUGACCUGUCAGACAGAAAUAAGAUUACGUUUGCACUAUUCUGAAAAACCUCCAGUCUCGAUAACCAAGAAAAAAUUUAAAAAAUCUAGGUUUAGGGUAAAGCUUACACUAGAGGGUCCAGAGGAAGAUGAUGAUGAUAGGGUGUCUCCCACUGUUCUUCAUAAAAUGUCCAACACCUUGGAGAUAGCCUUGAUAAGUGACAAUGAGUUCAAGUGCAGGCACUCACAGCCGGAGUGUGGGUAUGGCUUACAGCCUGAUCGAUGGACUGAGUACAGCAUACAGACGAUGGAGCCAGAUAACCUGGAGCUAAUAUUUGAUUUUUUUGAGGAGGAUCUCAGUGAACACGUAGUUCAAGGUGAUGCCUUCCCAGGACAUGUAGGCACAGCAUGCCUCUUGUCAUCCACCAUUGCUGAGAGUGGGCGGAGUGCUGGGGUCCUUACACUUCCCAUCAUGAGCAGGAAUUCAAGGAAAACCAUAGGCAAAGUGCGAGUUGACUUUAUCAUCAUUAAACCAUUACCAGGAUACAAUUGUGACAUGAAAUCUUCGUUUUCCAAAUAUUGGAAGCCAAGAAUACCACUGGAUGUUGGACAUCGAGGAGCAGGGAACUCGACAACAACUGCCCAGCUGGCUAAAGUUCAAGAAAAUACUAUUGCUUCUUUAAGAAAUGCUGCUACUCAUGGUGCGGCUUUUGUAGAGUUUGAUGUCCAUCUUUCAAAAGACUUUGUGCCUGUAGUGUAUCAUGAUCUUACCUGUUGUUUGACCAUGAAAAAGAAAAACUUUAUGCAUAAGCAGAAAUUUGAUGCUGAUCCAGUCGAAUUAUUUGAAAUUCCAGUAAAGGAACUAACAUUUGACCAGCUCCAGUUGUUAAAGCUUUCUCAUGUAACUGCACUAAAAUCUAAAGAUCGGAAAGAAUCUGUAGUUGAGGGAGAAAAUUCCCUUUCUGAAAACCAGCCAUUUCCUUCUCUUAAGAUGGUUUUAGAGUCUUUGCCAGAAGAUGUAGGGUUUAAUAUAGAAAUAAAGUGGAUCUGCCAACAAAGGGAUGGAAUGUGGGAUGGUAACUUAUCAACAUAUUUUGACAUGAAUCUGUUUUUGGAUAUAAUUCUAAAAAAUGUUCUAGAAAACUCUGGGAAAAGGAGAAUUGUGUUUUCUUCAUUUGAUGCAGAUAUUUGUACAAUGGUUCGACAGAAGCAGAACAAAUAUCCCAUAUUGUUUUUGACUCAAGGAAAAUCUGAUAUUUACCCUGAACUUAUGGACCUCAGAUGUCGGACUACCCCUAUUGCAAUGAGCUUUGCACAGUUUGAAAAUCUUCUGGGGAUAAAUGCACAUACUGAAGACCUGCUCAGAAACCUGUCCUAUGUUCAGGAGGCAAAAGCUAAAGGCCUUGUCAUAUUCUGCUGGGGUGAUGAUACCAAUGAUCCUGAAAACAGAAGGAAAUUGAGAGAAUUUGGAGUUCAUGGUCUAAUUUAUGAUAGGAUAUAUGAUUGGAUGCCUGAACAGCCAAAUAUAUUCCAAGUGGAGCAAUUGGAGCGCCUGAAGCAAGAAUUACCAGAGCUUAAAAGCUGCUUGUGUCCCACUGUUAGCCGCUUUGCGCCCUCCUCCCUGUGCGGGGAUCCUGACAGCCACGUGGAUGCCAAUGGCCUCGAUAAUUUGGAGAGUACUUAAACCGUUCAGGGCACGCACUGCUGUUCUGGGUGUUCACUUUUCAUCACUGAGCAUUGUUUGUCUCUGCCUUUUGGGUUCUCAGUCCAAUGAAGCAAUAAUGAAGUAUUUUAUUCUUCACUACAGUUCUUGCAAGAAUUUCAUGUAUGCUAUUUAAAUCAUUUGGCCAGGUAUAAUUGCCAGUCAGUCUCUGUACAGUGAAAAAACUUACUGGUUGGUAAAUAUCUUUAAAUAUAUAAGCCCAUAAUGUUAAACCCACAUUAAAAGCAUAGAACUUUGAAGUUAACUAUAUAAACACAAUAUUUACACUUCUUAGCUUUUCAUUUGAUCAGGUCUCAAAUCUUUAGCCCUUAAGGAAAAUGACUAUGCGUAGUUAUACCUGACCAUGGAGAAAAUAAGUACCUCAAAUGCAUGCAUUUGCACUGGUGAUUCCAACUGCACAACCCUUCAUGCCAUCUGUGUAUAUAGGUGUUUUUUUCUUUUGUGAUUUUUUUUUCUAUUUUUUUUUUUUUUUUCACAUAAUUGACAUGCCCACAAACUGUUUUCAUUGUCUGAGCCUUGAGGCUGUUGCCAUUUUUUCACUUAACCAAACCAGCCUAGAGGUGCAUUUUGGAACUUGUUUCAUAAAUCUUUCAAGAGUUGUUUCACAUAAAUGUUAAAAUUUCAAAAUGCUGCAGGGUAAUUUAACAUACAAACUAUUAGCAAGAAGUAUGUAUUGUAUUAUUAGUAGAAUAGAGUACAGUGUAUAAAUCCAAUUUGACGCAUGCUUUAGGCUUUAAGCAUGAGAUUGUACACUCUACUGUGUAGUCCUUGUAUCUGGUGCUAGAUGAGCGUGAAAAGAUGGCAAGGACUAACAGUGUUUGAUUGCCUAAAACAGCCUGUUUAUAGGCAUUUAAAAUACGCUUACUUAGUGUGUCUCACUACCUAUUACACAUCGUCCCUUUGUGGGUUUGGUUUGUGUGUGUGUGUGUGUUGUACAGUAAAGUCUCCAUGCAAAAAAAAUAAAUGUUCUGAAUUCUCAUAUUGGUAUUCUUUAUUGGUUAAUAUAUAUCGUGCAUGUAAUUAGGAAUGUAGAAUAUCUUACUAAAUGUAUGUAUAUGCAUGGUUUUAAGAUUAUGCUAAGGUUUCAUAGAAGCAGAUUUUAUUGAUAUAACUAACUUAAGAAUGAAUGUUAAUCAGAUUUAUAUAUUUUAUUCAUGAUAAAAUGAAAUUUCAAGAAGGUGUUACUUUUGUAGAAUGAUUUUAUAAUGUUGUUAUGAAAAAUGGAACUUUAGUGCUGACCCGAAAGACUGCCUUACUUGUGUCUACCUUUUCCUCUGUAUUCUUCCUGAAGUAGUUCAUUUAUCCUCUGUUGUCAUGCUUUGGUAGUAGCUAAGAACCUAAGACUUGAAAUUACAUGUUGUAUCUCAUUUUUAAGCUAAGCAAUGCAAUUUGGGUCAGAUCUUAAUUUUGUGAAGAUAAGAGUCUGAAAUCCUAUAGUGUUUGUAACAUUGAUGUUUAGGGAAAAAUAGUUCGAGAAAUGAAGUCUUCUACAAGUUUUCUGUACUUUUCCCACAUCAAAUGAGAUGUUUAACAUUUUGAUACGAGAUGGGCACUUUUAGGAAACUGCAAGCGCUUAUUCUGCUGAGCCAUCUCCCCGGCCCGGAAACUGCAAAAGACUGUUCUUAACCUGCAGACACAGCACAUUCUCUAUGGUAACUUGAUGAACUGAACUGUGUGCAUUUCCAGUUUUGUUUCUCCCUGGUCCCCGCUUCCACUCCCAGCUCCAUUAUGAGGACUCUGAGGCAGAGGGCAAGCAGAUUGUAAGGGAAGUGAACAGACAGGGAGAGGAGGUGAGGUAGAGGGGUGCUUCCUGUUGAGCAGGACCUCCAGUAACUGCUUUGGCUGCUGACAGACCUCAGGUGCUUGCUUGCUUUCCUAUCUCUUCCUCGCUUAACACCAGUAUAGUGGAGGAUUUAAGCCAUUUAAGUGAAAGUAAGUCUGUGUGUGUGUGUCACUAGCUCCCUCCUAGACACCCACACUACCUUUUGUGCCUGUGGCCUGGAAGCCUUGGCUGCCCCACCCACUGUCCUUAGGAGCUACCUGUCUCCUCCAGCCCUAGGAGAAGUUCCUCAGAAGGGUAGCUCCGUCUUUCUACCCAUGAUAGCCUGACAUAUGCUGGACUUGCCAUUCCUCCCAGUACCACCCAGUUGGCCGUGUGGGGUGGCUGUCGCCUACCAGGCUGUGGCUCCUCUAUGGACUCAUUUCCAGUGUUUGGAGCAGAUUAGAGAAGAAAUGCUGGAAUCAUUGGGAUAAUAGAGUUUGUAGCAAAUGUCCUUCAGAAUUAAGAGACUUUGUUAUAUCUACUCUGAAUGUAAACUUGGAGCUGAUUCCCACUUUCAGGAUUGGGAUGGCUUGUUGGUGUCCGUUUUGAAUUGUACAGCUAUGAUAUUAUUUUACAUUUUGUAGAAAGAGUGAAACGUGGUAAAAUUCCACUAUUGUUUUGUGGUAUUUUCACUCUGGGAUCAUGUACUGUAGCUGCUGGACGUGCGCGUGAGCCCCACUGCUCACCCCUGUGUGGGUGCUGCCUGAGGGCCACCGCAGCUGGCUUCCUGCCACCUACUUACCUUAUGCCACGAUUCAUGUGACACCUGGCUCCACUCCCCUCCAAACUCCAUGCUUCUGCCUACCUCAUGUUGCUUUUCUUGUCUAAAAAGCCUUCUCUGACUUCUGUCUGUGUCCUGCUUGCUCAGUGCCACCUCCUCAGCAAAACUUGCCUCUGCUUUUCGAUUUGAAUUAUGACGGGAACCAUUGCAGAUGGCCUCUAAAUCACACCACUUCUCCAGCUGGAGUAAUAAAUUUGGAGCAGUCGUCCCACAUACUGAUCUGGACAUGACUUCUAGUCUGUCAUCUCAUAUUUGUAAACUCAGCUGCCUUUGCAGUCUUGCAGCUCUUGCUGGCAUGAGCUUUUUAACAACCUCUCUUCUGUAACAGAUUAUUUCUCUGAUAAGAUUGUGAGCCCAUAAGGGCAGGCUCCACUUUGCAUUCUAACACUGCUCUAAUGCUCUGUCCUUAGUUGUGGACCAGAUAAAUAAACUGGUGGCAACAAGCCUAGUUUCCUAACAUUGUUUCAGUGUUUUGUGCAGUGUGCUUGGCUGUGUUGUGGAGAGUUGUGUGCACGUGUGUGUGCCUUGUGUUCUCACCCAGGGUUCUCUCAGAACUUGGAGUCACAUUUGGUGAAUCCCUUUAACCAGUUUUCUGCUCCGUGAUGAAGAAAAUGACAGAAAUAAUGACUUAAGCCAUCACUCACUGUCAAGGUGAAGAUAAGGUCCAGCUUUGCCCCUGAGUUGGUUGCCCCUUUCUGGGGCAGUGCAAUAUUCAU
Molecule: messenger RNA, 5583 nt
Organism: Octodon degus (degu)
Lineage: Eukaryota; Metazoa; Chordata; Mammalia; Rodentia; Octodontidae
Gene: Gpcpd1
Product: glycerophosphocholine phosphodiesterase 1
Exons: 21
Coding region: 189-2225 (678 amino acids)
Biological process (GO): glycerophospholipid catabolic process
Molecular function (GO): starch binding; glycerophosphocholine phosphodiesterase activity
Source: RefSeq, a predicted model, not a curated record